UGCGCGCGCCGUGUACCCGUGUCCGGAGAGCCGCGGGCUGGACGCGGACCGCGCGAACGAGCAAGCGAGCAGGCAGCGGAGCAGCAGCCCGGAGGCAGCAGCGGCGCGGCGGCGGCGGCGGUGGCGGCAGUGGCCGCUCCACGCCUCGCCUCCCUGGCCUCGCCAUCCUCGCUGCGCCGCGCCCGGACCUGCCACCCCCGCCUACCGGGCCCGACCUCGGCAGCGCCCCUUGCCUCGGCUGCCAGCGCCACCCGCCCUCCCAGAACAGGGAGCGGAGUGCGGGGCGCAGAGACACCGGAGCCAGUGCCCGCCGGCCCCGCCAAGCAAAGCCGGCCGGGAGAACCUUCGCUCGGCCCAGCGCGGCUCCGCAGCCGUCCGGGAGCUGUCCCUUCAGCACCGCCGCGGUAGCCUGAGUCCCAGCGCAGCCCAGCGGAACCCCUGACCCAGCCCGAGCGCACCAGGCGCUGCGCUCAGCGGCCGCCCCGCGGGGCAGCACCCUGGUGCCCCUACCCAGGGGACCCGCCAUCUCCUCCGGGAGGCGGGGAGAAGGAACGAGGAGGGAGGUCAGGCAGCUUCCCCCGCCACCGAGGGGAGUAGGCAGAUAGGCAAGGAGAGCCGAAGGGGACCGGUCACGCAAGGAGGAGAGCAAGCCGCAUCCAUCCCCACCGCACCGGGAGCGCGCUGCGGCGACCACCGCAGAGCCAAGCGCGGAUUUCUCGUAACCCCCUCUUUGCCAGCUGGGCUUGGUCUAUCGGGUCGGCCCCCGAAACGGAGCAGCUGACCUUCCCCUAAAAAGCUUUGUGUCGGUUUCUCCAUUUUCCCGCUGAGAUGAUACCGGGAGCCCGGCCCCCCCAUCCUCUCUCCCCUCCUCCCGGGCCUCGCCGCUGAGCGCCGCCCCACUCCCUUCCUCCCUCCCUCUUUACCUCCCUCCUCUCUUCCACUGCCUCCUCCGCAGCCAGGCCAGCUCCCUCUCACACUAGGCGCCUUAAAGACCCUAGGGAGCCCGCGCACACACCCCUGGACCCGCACCUGACUGACAGCUCCCCCUGAGGGGGCUUGGCUCGUUGGUUGGGGUGGGUGGCCAGAGCCGCGGUCCUCUGUGCCCCCCGACGGCUGGGGGGAGGGGGGAAGAGGCCCUGCGCCCCCCUCCCCGUCGCCAACUCCCCCUGGCGGCAGCUCCCAUGGGUGUCGCUGGGCCGCGCCAUGCCUAAGGGGGCGCCGCGAUGGGCCAAGGGGACGAGAGCGAGCGCAUCGUGAUCAACGUGGGCGGCACGCGCCACCAGACGUACCGCUCGACGCUGCGCACGCUGCCCGGCACGCGGCUUGCCUGGCUGGCAGAGCCGGACGCCCACAGCCACUUCGACUAUGACCCGCGCGCCGACGAGUUCUUCUUCGACCGCCACCCGGGGGUCUUCGCUCACAUCCUGAACUAUUACCGCACCGGCAAGCUACACUGCCCGGCCGACGUGUGCGGGCCGCUCUACGAGGAGGAGCUGGCCUUUUGGGGCAUCGACGAGACGGACGUGGAGCCCUGCUGCUGGAUGACGUAUCGCCAGCACCGCGACGCUGAGGAGGCGCUGGACAGCUUUGGCGGCGCGCCCUUGGACAACAGCGCCGACGACGCGGACGCCGAAGGCCCCGGCGACUCGGGCGACGGCGAGGACGAGCUGGAGAUGACCAAGAGAUUGGCGCUCAGUGACUCCCCAGAUGGCCGGCCUGGCGGCUUCUGGCGCCGCUGGCAGCCGCGCAUCUGGGCGCUGUUCGAGGACCCCUACUCAUCCCGCUACGCGCGGUAUGUGGCCUUUGCCUCCCUCUUCUUCAUCCUGGUCUCCAUCACAACCUUCUGUCUGGAGACCCACGAGCGCUUCAACCCCAUUGUGAACAAGACAGAAAUCGAGAACGUUCGAAAUGGCACACAAGUGCGGUACUACCGGGAAGCGGAGACAGAGGCCUUCCUCACCUACAUCGAGGGCGUCUGCGUGGUCUGGUUUACCUUCGAGUUCCUCAUGCGUGUUGUCUUCUGUCCCAACAAGGUGGAGUUCAUCAAGAACUCCCUCAAUAUCAUUGACUUUGUGGCCAUCCUCCCCUUCUACCUGGAGGUGGGCCUAAGUGGCCUGUCCUCUAAAGCUGCCAAGGAUGUUCUGGGCUUCCUGCGUGUCGUCCGCUUCGUGCGUAUCCUGCGUAUCUUCAAGCUGACCCGACACUUUGUGGGCCUGCGGGUCCUGGGCCACACGCUCCGAGCCAGCACCAACGAGUUCCUGCUGCUUAUCAUCUUCCUGGCCCUGGGUGUGCUCAUCUUCGCCACCAUGAUCUACUACGCUGAGAGGAUAGGGGCACAGCCCAAUGACCCCAGUGCCAGCGAACACACGCACUUUAAAAAUAUUCCCAUCGGCUUCUGGUGGGCUGUGGUCACCAUGACGACACUGGGCUAUGGAGACAUGUAUCCUCAGACGUGGUCUGGGAUGCUGGUGGGAGCGUUGUGUGCUCUGGCUGGUGUGCUGACCAUUGCCAUGCCGGUGCCCGUCAUCGUGAACAACUUUGGGAUGUACUACUCUUUAGCCAUGGCUAAGCAGAAACUACCAAAGAAAAAAAAGAAGCAUAUUCCGCGGCCACCACAACUGGGAUCUCCCAAUUAUUGUAAAUCUGUCGUAAACUCUCCACACCACAGUACUCAGAGUGACACAUGUCCGCUGGCCCAGGAAGAAAUUUUAGAAAUUAACAGAGCAGAUUCCAAACUGAAUGGGGAGGUGGCGAAGGCCGCGCUGGCGAACGAAGACUGCCCCCACAUAGACCAGGCCCUCACUCCCGAUGAGGGCCUGCCCUUUACCCGCUCGGGCACCCGCGAGAGAUACGGACCCUGCUUCCUCUUAUCAACCGGGGAGUACGCGUGCCCACCUGGUGGAGGAAUGAGAAAGGGUCUGCAGGUGCAGAGCAGAAGUAGGGACUUCACCUGUCCCCCCCAAGAGGGAAGAGAAAGAGGCUGCUAGGCUGGCCCGCUGCAUGGGAAACAAGCCAGCUGGAGAAGAACCUGCCUGCCUCUGCAUGCGGCUGUUCGGCCUUUCCUCUUCCUUCCUUAACAACUAAUUGCCGAGCGAGCGGGAGGGGAAGGCAAGAAGAGGAGCUCAAGUGUUAAUUGUAUUCUCUACAUACAGAUCUUUGCAAAGAAAGCCCUGUCAUUGCUAAGUAUAUGCCGACAGAGGCUGUGAGAGUGACUUGACCAGGCGGCUUGGCCGAGGACACUGGUGGCUAUUAAGCAUCUGGGUGGACCUGCAGCCCCUCCUCACCCUCGGACAGAGUAAAUUCACGCCAUGCAGGUUUGCCGGACGAGUCCGAGUGGCCCGGGCAUUGUACUAAGACGGACGUAGCUUUUUCUACGGCCCAUGGUAAUUGACCGUAGAGGAUUCGCCCUUCUUUCUUUUCAUUUUUUUUUUUAGAAGUUACCUUUUAUUUGGGGAGGGGGGGUCAAGGGAAGCCUUAGCAUGACUUGCAUGAAGUUAAACAGAAAACUCAGCUAAACCAAACCCACCAGCCUCUGCUGUGACUGUAUGAUCACCUAACCACCACCAACAAUGGAGAGAAAAGCAAGAGUCCUUUAUUUUCUUUCAGCACUCUUUGACACACGGUGUCGGAGUCAAACUGUAACGGGCACUCGGUAGAAACCUGUACAUUUCCGGGAGUGGGGGCGGGGGGGGGGUGGAGGUCAGGGAACAAGGAUGGGGCCGGGGAGUGGAUUGCUUUUUGUACCCAAGACCUAGAGGAAAGGUUCCAAAAUGGCAGUCAGUCAUCGGUCACAUUGACCUCACCUUCAUAGCCCACCUCUCACGUGGAAAACCAAGAACUUUGCUCGGAAUGGGAUUGUGGGAAUUCACACUGCCACCAUCUUCCACCUCUAUCUGGCAUGCUUAUGACCCAGCGGACCUCUCCCCAAGACCCCGACAGCGCCUAGUUUAGGUUGAUUCUCUCAUCUUGGUGUGUAGAUCCAGUGUGACCAAGUUUCAUAACAAAUUGUUCAUAGUUACACCAUAUGGAUUUUCCAAUGUCAUUUUAAAGCCAGGAUGUAGAGUACCUCCAGUUCAGGACCACCAGAGGGGUGCCUCCCCUCCACCUUUAUCAAGGCGAGAACUGGCACUGUAUGCAAUUUAGUACUUCAGAGUUAAAAACAAAAAUAAAGAAAAAAAAACUGCAUGCCCAAUGUUAUGCAAAGAGAUUCGAGCAUGAAAUAAAUUUUGUAACAUGGUUUCUGUCUAGUCGAAAGCAGAUUUGUUUUUUUUUUUUUCUGAAGCGAUUGGAGGUUUGCAGAGACAUGCUUCUGCAUCUCGAAUAAAUAUAGUAUUUUCCCAACAGAAACAGAGGACAGUAGCUUGGCUUUGGUCUGAUUCUAAAAUUAGUGUGUGUGUGGGGAAAGAUGAUAUUUUUGAAAAACACAUGCUUGAGUUGAAAAAAAAAUGCAACAUCUCAAGCUUUCAGUGCGACAUUUCCUGGAAAGACAGCAACCUCCCCUCCCCGGGCCCUGGCCCUGGAAAUAAAGAGCUGCCUUUUGAUCUGAA
Messenger RNA from Mastomys coucha (southern multimammate mouse), 4547 nucleotides. It is a transcript of the gene Kcnc1, whose product is annotated as potassium voltage-gated channel subfamily C member 1. Gene Ontology annotation, biological process: protein homooligomerization; potassium ion transmembrane transport. Gene Ontology annotation, cellular component: neuronal cell body membrane; axon; dendrite membrane. The transcript has 4 exons. NCBI's taxonomy places the organism in Eukaryota, Metazoa, Chordata, Mammalia, Rodentia, Muridae. Gene Ontology annotation, molecular function: protein binding; delayed rectifier potassium channel activity. The record is from RefSeq and is a predicted model, not a curated record. Bases 1224 to 2987 code for a protein of 587 amino acids.